Molecule: messenger RNA, 378 nt
Organism: Daldinia childiae
Lineage: Eukaryota; Fungi; Ascomycota; Sordariomycetes; Xylariales; Hypoxylaceae
Exons: 2
Coding region: 1-378 (125 amino acids)
Source: RefSeq, a predicted model, not a curated record
AUGUCUUUCAGCGGUGAUGAGCAGCAACAGCAGCCUCAGAGGCGGCAGACGGCAACUCAGGAGACGGACCACUCGGACAUUUCAGACCAAGUAUCUGAAACAUCGCGACCACCUCGCACUCGUCGCCGCAACCGACGUCGCCCCGGGUCGGUGCAACCUCUCCAACAGCAAGAUGAUCAGCAGAUGCUUCAACAGAGGCAGCAGCAACAGAUGAUGCAGCAACAGCAACAACAACAGCAGAUGAUGCAGCAGCCGCAAGGUGGCGGCGAUAGCAAGUCGGACACCCUCAAGCUCCGUCUCGACCUUAACCUUGAGGUAGAGGUAACGCUCAAGGCCCGCAUCCACGGUGAUCUGACCUUGGCAUUGCUGGACACUUAA